Molecule: messenger RNA, 1185 nt
Organism: Lasiosphaeria miniovina
Lineage: Eukaryota; Fungi; Ascomycota; Sordariomycetes; Sordariales; Lasiosphaeriaceae
Exons: 6
Coding region: 1-1185 (394 amino acids)
Cellular component (GO): nucleus
Source: RefSeq, a predicted model, not a curated record
AUGCCGCCCAAAAAGGUAACCGACAAGGCGCUCGCGGCCGAGCUUGAGAGGAGCGUGCGCCACAUCUACAGCACCGACAGAGACAACUUGACCGUCAACUAUACGCGUCAAUUCGUGGAAAAGAAGCUAAACCUGAAAGAUGGCUUUCUGAAGGAAGGCGAUUGGAAGGCAAAGAGCAAAGAGAUGAUCACGGCAGCUCUGUCUGAAGUGUCAAAUGUUACCGGUGCAAGUGACUCGGAAGAACCACCAACGAAGAAGUCCAAACCCGCCACCCCGAAAAAGAAGCAAGCGCGCAAGGCAUCUAUUAAAAAGGUAAAAAAGCCCCCAAACCCGUCGCCAGACGAAGAUACCAGCGAACUGUCCGAGAUACCGGAGGAGCCCCAGGAGCGGAAAUAUAAGCCAACACGAUCUAUACUAGACUUGGAAGAAUCGUCCAAGUUGUCCGACGAGCCUCAAGAGCGCAAGUCCAAAGCCAAGUCAGGUCCAGCCAGAGCUGAUGAGAGUGCUAGCAUGGAAUACGACGACGAAAGCGAGUUGUCCGAGAUCAAUGAUGAGCCUCCCAAACGGCAAUACAAGUCCAAGGCGGAGUCGAAGCGAGCAUCGGACGAUGUUAGCGACUCGUCCAUAGAGCCUGCGGCUAGGGGCGAGCGAAAGGCCAAGUCCUCGGCCAAAGCCCCAGCAGAACUUUCUCCGGACGAGGCUCAGAUCAAGCAACUCCAAUCUCAGUUGGUUAAAUGCGGGCUUCGCAAGGUCUGGGGCUUUGAGCUCAAACAGUACGGCGACGACAGCAGGGCCAAGAUUAAGCAUCUUAAAAAUAUGCUGACAGAUGUUGGCAUGACCGGCCGCUUUUCCGAGUCCAGAGCAAGAGAGAUCAAGGAGCAGCGCGAGCUGCUGGCUGAAAUCGCGGAGGUCAAGGAGGGGGAUAAGAGCUGGGGCGUUGGCAGUCGGCCCUCGAGACGCAGGGCGGCAGCGAAAAAGUCGUUUAAGGAGAGUACUAACGACGAGGACGCAGACGCCAAGGAGAGCGGGAGAGACAAGGAAGGCGGAGGGGCCGCUAGCGGCGGUGAUGACAAUGACGACGACAGCGAUGAUGAUGAUGAAGCCCAGCCAAAAGCCCGCGCGAGAGCUUCGGCUAGGCACAGAGCAGACCUGGCAUUUUUGGGCGACGAGAGCGACUCGGAUUAA